Molecule: messenger RNA, 1620 nt
Organism: Brenthis ino (lesser marbled fritillary)
Lineage: Eukaryota; Metazoa; Arthropoda; Insecta; Lepidoptera; Nymphalidae
Source: the annotation of a GenBank genome assembly
AUGAGGCGCAACGUGAAGAUUUUGUUUGGUUUUGCCGCUGCAUGGAUUUUUGUCCUCUUCUAUUAUAUGCAGCCGGACUCUACUCAAGCUAAGGAAGAAAAUAUAGCUCUCAGGCUUAUAAAACAACAUGUGGAUGAACCAGAAAGCAGUCCUGCAUCUCCUGAAGAAUAUGGCACGGGAAGUACAGGAAGGUACUUCGACGAAGCGGGAUACGUCACGGGGGGUGCACGAGACAACGAUCCCUAUGUCCGCAAUAGGUUUAACCAAGCUGCAUCUGACAAUCUAUCGAGUAAUAGAGCUGUACCUGACACGAGAAAUGCUAUGUGCCGGCUAAAGAAAUACGAUGAAGACCUACCUCAAACGAGCGUAAUCAUCACAUUUCACAAUGAAGCGCGAUCAACACUCCUGCGCACCAUCGUCAGUGUUCUAAACAGAAGUCCGGAACAUCUCAUAAAAGAAAUCAUCCUAGUCGAUGACUUCAGUGAUAAUCCGGAAGACGGUGCAGCUCUAAGGGCCAUACGCAAAGUGCAUGUAAUACGGAACUCAAAGCGAGAGGGGCUCAUGCGGUCUCGAGUGCGAGGCGCGGACGCGGCCACGGCGCCAGUACUUACAUUCUUAGACUCCCAUGUCGAAUGCAACGUGCAUUGGCUUGAGCCACUCUUGCAGAGGAUAAAGGAGGACCCAACAAGAGUAGUGUGUCCUGUGAUCGAUGUCAUCAGCAUGGACACGUUUCAGUACAUAGGAGCGUCGGCGGACUUACGGGGCGGCUUCGACUGGAACCUGGUGUUCAAGUGGGAAUACUUAUCGCAUGCGGAACGCAGCGCACGUCUCAGUGAUCCAACACAAGUGAUCAGAACGCCAAUGAUAGCUGGGGGGCUAUUCAGUAUGGACAGACGCUAUUUCAACAAACUGGGCAAAUAUGAUAUGAAAAUGGAUGUUUGGGGCGGCGAGAACUUAGAAAUUUCAUUCAGAGUAUGGCAAUGUGGUGGAUCACUAGAGAUCGUGCCGUGUUCCCGAGUGGGCCAUGUGUUCCGCAAGCGUCACCCGUACACGUUCCCGGGCGGGUCGGGAGCGGUCUUCGCCAGGAACACUCGUCGUGCCGCCGAAGUCUGGAUGGAUGAUUACAAGGAACUUUACUAUAGAUCGCAACCUUUGGCAAAGCAAGUUGAAUAUGGAGACAUAUCCGAACGUUUAGCAAUCCGUGAAAAGCUUCACUGCAAGCCGUUUAGAUGGUACCUCGAACACGUGUACCCUGAACUGCAGGUGCCUGCGAUGGGAGGCGCUUCAUAUGCGAUCAGACAAGGCCCACGAUGCUUGGACACAAUGGGACAUCUUAUUGACGGUACUGUAGGUAUGUACCCAUGUCACAACACCGGUGGCAACCAAGAGUGGCGUUUCGACAACGGCCUCAUCCGCCAUCACAGCCUCUGUAUCUCCCUCUCAGAGGACCGUGUGACUGCAGUCCUCGCUGCGUGCGAUCCUUCAGAUGACGCCCAGCUUUGGAGAACUCGUGGCCCUCUCAUUCGACACGCAAAACUAAACGCUUGUCUAGAUUCAGACAGGCCGGCAUUAUAUUUGCAACAGUGUGACGAUGAUAAGAUAAGUCAACAGUUCACUUUC